Anarrhichthys ocellatus (wolf-eel) is the source of this 4697-nucleotide messenger RNA. RefSeq names its product ferredoxin 2 (gene fdx2). The coding region runs from base 1 to 591 and encodes 196 amino acids. The record is from RefSeq and is a predicted model, not a curated record. Gene Ontology annotation, cellular component: mitochondrion; nucleus. Gene Ontology annotation, biological process: P450-containing electron transport chain; oocyte development; spermatogenesis. NCBI's taxonomy places the organism in Eukaryota, Metazoa, Chordata, Actinopteri, Perciformes, Anarhichadidae. The transcript is spliced from 11 exons. Gene Ontology annotation, molecular function: electron transfer activity; zinc ion binding; 2 iron, 2 sulfur cluster binding.
AUGGCGGCCGCCGCGGCUGUCCGGUCGAGUGUGGGUCUGACUUUGAGGCUUUCUCGAGCUUUACCGGACUGCAGCACAUGUCCCUUCUACAGAUUAACCGGCUGUGUGAGCGGCGUGGGCAGUUUACAAAGGAGGGGCUCCUUUGAUAGCUUUCGGACCAUAAAUCGACACUUGCAGACGAGUAAAGGUCUGUACCACAGUGAGGAGGGCAGCUCCAAUGCAGAGGACCCCGACGAUGUGGUGAACGUGGUGUAUAUAGAUCGGUCAGGCCAAAGGAUCCCGGUUAAGGCCAAAGUGGGAGAUAAUGCCAUGUAUCUGGCUCAGAGGCAUGGAAUUGAACUGGAAGGAGCCUGUGAGGCAUCAUUGGCCUGCUCAACAUGUCAUGUCUAUGUGACUUCUUCCCAUUUUGACCAACUGGCAGAGCCUGAUGAGAGGGAGGAUGACAUGCUGGACAUGGCGCCCAUGCUUCAGGAGAACUCCCGGCUGGGAUGCCAGAUCAUUCUCAGUCCAGAGCUCGACGGCAUGGAGCUCACCUUGCCCAAAGUCACCAGGAACUUCUACGUGGAUGGCCAUGUGCCCAAACCUCACUGAGAAGAGGAGCGGGUGCCGAGAGUUGGAGAAAAAGACGAGAGGGGGGGGUGACGACGACGCAAGCUCGACGCCGUGUGUGCUAGGAUGGUAAAGUCCGUAGCAACUCCAAAGACUUCUUCCCGACUGACGAUUUCCACAGUUAACCAAUGACAGGACAGGCCUGCAGAUGACACCAGGCAGAGUCGGACACUAGUCAAGUCUCACUGAAAGUGAAAUUAAUGGUUCCUUCCAAGAAAAACAUAAAAGCUGUGAUGGUUUAACCGACAUAUUUAUUUAUGUGAAUUGUUCUCAGGCCAGCAUCAAGACGCCAUUCAAUCUCACCAACACCUGACAAUUUAAGAAACAGUUUCACAUUUUUUUUAUUACAUUGCAGAGCAAGUUCCAACGAAGUUCAUCUUUGCGCUGUUCAAUGGAACAUUCCUCAUUACAGCUCGUAUUACAAGAUGUUCUUAGUCAUUUCUGCCACUCUUGAGUCACUUCUUAGAUAUUGUAUGCAUUUACUUCCAUAUUUUUAUGUACCAGAUUAAUUUGUAUGUGUUUCUCUGGCUUAUCAACAUGUACCCACUGACUAAAGUUAGCCCCAAGUCAUAGACCUCAAAAAUGUUUUCCUCUGCAUGGUACGGAAGCCAGACAGAAGAAGCCAUUUAUCAUAAUGAAGUGCAUUUCAAAGACAAACGUUGCUUGAAGCUGAAAGGGUGCGCUCACAACAAAGGCAAUCGGAAUUUAGACUGUUAAAACUUACAUUUCCUUCACUAUGAACACUACAAAUCAUAUUUAGGCAAAUUGUGUUUCAGGUGCUCGAUGGAAAAUGCAUUUUAAAAGCACUUCCUCUCAGCUUCAGGUGUGCUUUGAUCGUGAGCAGAAUGGAGGUUGAGACUUGUGAGCUUCAUGUUACCAUGGAACGAGUUUACCACAUCUACCCUUUACUUGUUGAAGUCUAUUGUACUUGUCCUUACGCACAAAUGUAAGUCAACUGUGUAUAUAUCAUGUGUUAGAAAUGACUCAUAUUUAAAAUUGUGCAAUAAAAUGUUUUUAAAUGUAGUUUUUGAACACUGCCCUCAUGACCCAGCAACCUCAAACACUACAAGGACUCAAAGGGGACAAAAGUGAUCUUUCCAUUGUACUUAAAUUAUCGAAGCUAGUUAAUUGCGUAAUUAGCAGGCGGCUAUUGUUUGUAAAAAAAAAAUGUCCACUUUUACCCAGCAAGUAUCUUAACAAACAUUUGUACAUUCACAAAAAGUGCUUUGCAGCAGCUACCAAGUGGAACUGGAGUGAAGCGUGAGCAACGCUUUUAUUCCCCAGCAGGUGUAAUCUAGUAAACCCAAAACACCCGCGUAACUCCUCCUGGUCCAAAACACGACCCCGGUCAUAGCAACCAGCUCCAGCGGUGCGAGUUCCCAGUAAGUCGGCUUACUUCACCAAUAGGUUGAUGAUCGAUUUUGGAGAUCUAAGGCCCAACUGUGAAAGACGUGGGUAGCCGUAGAGGCCAUGACAGGCGCCUGCAGUGAGCCAGCAGUGUAUGCUUCAGAAUGUCUGUAGAGACACUUCCUCAACAUGAGCACAGGACCAAGGAAACAAGCUGCCUUCAUCCAGGGAAACCAGAGCACAGUUGAACACGGCGCUUCCCACUCAGCACUCUUCUACCUUUUCCAAGAAGUUUCCAAGCUUGCAUCCCCCGUCCACAACAGUUUCCUGGACACAAAUCCACCCUCCACAUGGCUGCACGAGACGUCUAGACAAGGUCCUCUUAUAGUCAAAAAAGAAGAAGAGGAUGCACAUCUGUUUAACAUCUCUAAUAGUUCCUGCCAGUAUAGUUUGUCGCCUUAUAAACAGAUGAAAAAAGUGAAGGAGGAGAGUCACAGCAGCAAGGUUACCACUUUGAUUGAGCCACAUCCUAAAUGCAACAGCCCCUGGAAAGUACUGGGUCUGAUCAAUCUGCAGUGUGAGAGGCUCCUCCAUCAAGAUGUGGAGUCAGAACCAAGUUUAGUAUCAUCUACCACAAAGUUAGGCCAUUCAAUUGACAAAUCAUCGACUGCGACAGCAGAUGUAACGGAUCAGGGAGUCGGCGGCGACUGUGUAGGUGUUCACUGCACUCUGAGACCUUCCCUUAUCUGCGAGAGGCAAGAAAUCCCAGCAUCUGUCAGUCUUGUGGAAGAUGUGAGCGGGCACUCCAGCAGAGCCAGAAGUUAUAAACCACAGUGCCGUGUGAAAGACUCCAAGGUAGGCUGCUGUGUUCGGUCACAGACGGCUGAAAAGGUCUCAGUGCUCAGUGUUGACAGACAACUUGGGUGGAACAACGAGUGUAAGACGGGUUGUGUCUCUUCUGAAACAGAUAUUUUGCAUGCACCCUUCUCUGAAAAGCUUUUGUCGCAAACACACAUCUCCUAUGCAUUCCUUAAUGCCCAGCUGACUUUUAAUUCAAACGAAGAUGCAAAUGUAGCUCUGUCGAAGCCUACACUGGACCUCAAUGCAAACCUUGCUUUGACUGCAGAGCCCCCAUGUGACUCCCAGCUGCCCCCUCCGAACCCCGUCCUGCCUCCUCCGCGAUCAGCAUCGCUGUUAUUUGGCACUACAGAGAAGUGUCAGUCGCUCGCAAAAAGAGAUGACAGAAUCAUAUCAUCUAAACCAGAAUGUACACACGCUCCAAUAGAGGAAAAAUGGCCUCCAGUUGCACAACUGAAAUCCUCACGCUAUAAUGGAGAAACAAACCCUUCCCCUUCUGCGACAUCAAAAACGGAACAGGGGCCACUGCAAAAGGAGGGAAUUGCGUCUCCAUCUACGCAGAGGUGGAGAACCAAGACUCCCAGAAAACAACCUCAUCCCAGGCGGAGUGCCGAUAUCCAUGACCCAGACUUCCAGGGAGUGACGUUCAGGAUGGACACGGAGCUGGACAACAAUAGGGAACAGUGUCGGCUCCUCAUAACUUCCAAAUACAGCAAGGAGCUCCACAAGAGUGUGAGGAAGCCGAGGCUGAGGACGCGGACGUCCCAGAAAUCCAUUAAAACUAGCAGCUCGGAUGAGGAGAGUUACCUGACGGCCAGCGUCUCCAAGGGUAAAGUGUGUGCAUCCUGCUGCACCAGGAAGACCCCCAUGUGGAGGGAUGCAGAGGACGGGACCCCACUCUGUAAUGCCUGUGGAAUAAGGUAUAAGAAGUACAGAGUGCGCUGUGUCAAAUGCUGGCACAUCCCCAGGAAAGAGGGCAACUCCAACUCACGCUGCCUCAAGUGUGGAAACUUUGUGAGGCUGACCUCAACUCAGCGGAAACCCACCGCCUAGAGAAACACACUCAGAGCAAAGGUUUUUUUACGUCCACAUGUGACGAAGCUCUGCACACAACUAUCCAAGACUACUCUCUCUGGCUCCGCAGCUCUUUGUCCUCUACGGUUCACUGCAGGUGGGAAUGCCAACGUAGAGGAGCAGCACCAGCUUCUUAUAUGACUCAGUAUUUAAAUGAGUGUCACUGCUACAAUGUUGUACGUCAGGAAAUGGCACUAAUUCCCUUUGGCUCUAUGGCUGCUCUCAAGGUGCCGUACAGACCAGGGAACAUAAAAAGGAAAAAACUCUGAAAAACUACCUGUACAGUUGACAGGUUUGUUUUGUACUGAUUUGUAGCAUCACUGUAGCAUUAAUGGGAUCCUGAAGGGCUAAGAAGUGGACACAUUCAGUGGAAAGUGUUGGCGUUUCUUCAUCUAAAUAGCUCCAGCAUUGCUUGUGUAUAAUGGUCAGCUGCGCCAGAUGGCUGCAGCCGAAAGUUAUUUUUGCACAGGACCACAAACUGCAACCUGAGCUCAGUGUUGCCUUCACUGUCAUUAACUGCAAAACAAUUUCCUUCUCGGGACCUUUUUUCGACAGCAAGACAGUCUGCUAAGCUCAGUGGAUACACAUUUAGUUGCACAUGUUAAAUGAAGUUAUUUAUCGUCUUUGUCAUCGAUUCUAACUGUGGUUUGUUUGUUUUUGUUGUUGUUCAUUUGGGUUGCAUGCCAGUUUAAUUGGUGCACGGAUUUCCUCAGCAUUGCUGUUUCUCUGGGAGAUGAAUAUACAUAGAUUUGUGUGUGUGUUGCAUGCGUUUUGGUCUGUAUUAAAUUCUGUAAGAAACAUUUGAUUUG